This is a messenger RNA of Styela clava, 5297 nucleotides long. The record is from RefSeq and is a predicted model, not a curated record. NCBI's taxonomy places the organism in Eukaryota, Metazoa, Chordata, Ascidiacea, Stolidobranchia, Styelidae.
UUUAUUAACCUUUACAGAAAAUAUGCUAAUUCAUUUGAAUAUAAAUAGAUAAUACUUUACAAACAAGAUGAAGAAAUUGCAGCCAAAUAAAAGAGAGAAUGCAAAUAUAUUAUCAUUUUGUACUUUCUGGUGGAUGAAUUCCUUUUUUGUAAAAGGAGCGAAGCAAUCCCUCUCAGAUGAAGAUAUGUUGCAGCUAUCUGAAGAAGAUACUUCAGAAACAGUCUCCCAAAAAUUAGAAAAAAAUUGGACACUUGAAGUCUCUAAAGCAAAGAAUGGCAGAAAACCAAGCCUUAGUCGUGCUAUUGUUAAAACAUAUGCUUUCUUUUUUUCUAAAAUUGGAUUACUCAUUCUGGUUGAAGAAUCUCUCAGAACAAUCCUCCCACUUAUGGUUGCAAGACUCAUCUCAUAUUUUGAAAACAUGGAUUCUAUGCCAGUAUCGGACGCAUACAUGACAGCAACUUUCAUUAGUGUUAUUUCAUUCUUUUUAGCAAUCUUUCAUCAUAUUUAUUUUUACUAUGUUCAGCGGUUAGGUUGGCAUCUCAGAGCUGCUGCAUGUGCACUCAUGUAUAAAAAGACAUUACGGCUGAGUCAAAGAGCACUGAGUGAGACAACCACUGGACAAAUCGUAAAUCUUGGUGCAACGGAUGUCUUAAGAUUUGAUUUUCUGCCCUUGUUUAUUCACUACAUCUGGGUGGGACCACUACAAUCGGUCAUUUGUGCCUAUAUAUUAUGGGGUGUAGUUGGACCAGCUAUGUUUUCAGGCUUUGCCAUUUUAUUUCUAAUAAUGAUUUGCCAAAGUCUAAAUGGAAAAGUCUUUGGAAGCUUAAGAAUGAAAACUGCAGUUAUCACCGAUGAGCGUAUUCGACUCAUGAAUGAAAUCAUUACUGGAAUGCGGAUAAUUAAAAUGUAUACAUGGGAAAACCCAUUUGCAAAGGCGGUGGCGGCUAUUCGCAAAAGUGAAGUACGAAAGGUGAUGUGGACUGCAAUGCUUCGUUCCUUCAACUUGUCAAUGUUCAUAUGUGCUCCAAAAAUAAUAGCAUGUGUUACAUUUCUUGUUUAUAUUGGGAAUGGCGGUGAACUCACUACUUCUCAAGUAUUUACUGUGAUUGGGAUUUAUAAUGUUAUUCGAGUGUCUAUGGGAUUAUUUUUUCCAUUGGCAAUUGAAAAAAUUGCAGAAUCCAGGAUAUCAGUCGGAAGAAUUGAAAAAUUUUUACUAUUGGAUGAAACAAAAAAUAUAAAUCAAGUCGGUGAAUCCGGUAAUAGUAAAUGUGGAAAUAAUUCCAUAGAUAAGAAAAUGGCUGCCGAUAAAAGUUUUGUAGAAAUUAUAAAUUUUGAUGGUAGCUGGGAUGAUAAUGGAAAAGUGGAUAAAAAUUCAAUUUUGACAUUGAAAAAUAUUAAUAUAAGAGUUUCAUCUGGCCAGUUACUGGCAGUCAUUGGUCCUGUUGGUUCAGGAAAAUCAUCUUUUCUGAGUGCCAUUUUGGGAGAAUUGCCUGCAUCUUCUGGAGAAAUUAAAAUUCAAGGUGAUAUAGCAUAUGCAAACCAAGUGCCCUGGGUAUUUGCUGGAUCAGUCCAAGAAAACAUUCUAUUUGGAGAAGAAUAUGAUGCAGAUUGGUACGAUAGAGUGGUGCAUGCAUGUGGUCUGGAGCGAGACUUUGAAUUAUUACCAAAUGGAGAUUCAACAAUAGUGGGCGAGCGUGGUGUUACAUUGAGUGGAGGCCAAAAGGCACGAGUCAACUUAGCUCGCGCUGCAUAUCGUAAAAAUGCAAAUAUUUAUCUGCUUGAUGAUCCGUUGAGUGCUGUAGAUGCAGCAGUUGGAAAUCAUUUGUUUCAACAUUGUAUAUCUGGGAUUAUGAAAGAUAAAGUUUGUAUUCUUGUAACACAUCAGCUUCAGUUACUACAAGAUGCUGAUAUCAUUAUCAUCUUGAAAGAAGGAAAGAUCGUGGGUCAAGGUACUUAUAAUGAACUUCAAGCAGAUGGAACUGAUUUUGCUGCUCUGCUUGAAGAGAAAGAUGAAGUCCAACCUGGCCUAGUAGAGACUCAACUCUCAGAAAUUGAAGAUGAAAACUCAGUAUUGAUUAAACAGAGACUAGAUCCAAAAAUGACAGCUUCAACUAUUUCAUUGAAGUCUGUAUUGUCACAAGAAAUGAUGGGUUUAUUAGGUGAGGAUCCUAUAGAUUCGGACACAACAAACCUAGAAGAUGAUAAGAACGGAGAAGCAUCUGAAGAAAUGCGGGUGCAAGGAAGUGUUGGUCGAAGUGUUUAUCUUGAAUAUUUUCGAGUCGGAGCAAGCAAGAUUUUUUGUUUCUUCUUCAUUAUAGUUAUUUUAUUGAGCCAUAUUUCAUUUAUUUUAUGUGACUGGUGGAUAUCAAUGUGGGCAACAAAGUAUGAAGAACACCAACAGCUUGGGAGUGACUUACAAUCCAAUGUAUCAAGUACUCUGAACUGGUCUACUACAAUAAUAGAGGAUAAUACUUUACCAUCAACUUCUGAAAGUUCUGAUGUAUUUGACACAAACUUUUAUAUGAUGAUAUAUGCUUGUCUUACUGCAAUAACAUAUAUUUGCAUAUGGGUUCGUGCAAUAAUGCAUUUUUAUCUUUGUGUGUCAUCAGGCAUACAUAUGCAUAAAAAAAUGUUUUAUGCUAUCUUGAGAUCACCAAUCAGAUUUUUCGAUACAAAUCCUUCUGGACGAGUGCUGAACAGAUUUUCCAAAGAUAUCGGUCAAAUUGAUGAUCUUUUGCCAUUAACUUUUUUUGAUUUUUUGUACAUAUUUGGCCUUAUUGCUAGCAUCCUGAUCCUGGCUAUUAUUGUUAAUUUUAUGGUGGCUGUUAUAACACUGCCAUUGGUUGUUGUUUUCUUCUGGUUAAGGCAGUAUUAUUUAAAAACUUCACGGGAUAUUAAAAGAUUGGAGGGAUCUACCCGAAGUCCAGUUUUCAGUCUCCUGUCUUCUACAUUGCAAGGUCUUACUACAGUCCGAGCAUUUAGAGUCCAGGAUACAUUCGAAAAGAAAUUUCAUGAAAGACAAAAUUUGCACAGCAGUGCUUGGUACUUAUUCUUAUGUGGGGGUCGAUGGCUCGGAGUUCGAUUGGAUCUUUUAAGUGCAAUUUUCAUAACAACUGUCACCUUUAUGUGUCUCAUCACGAUAUCAUUUAUUGAUGUUGAUCCUGGUCAAGUUGGUUUGUCCUUGACCUAUUGUAUCACUCUAUUAGGAAUGUUUCAAUGGGGUGUAAGGCAGAGUACAGAAGUAGAAAAUUUGAUGACUUCGGUUGAAAGAGUUCAACAAUACUACAGUACCGGUAUUCCUUCAGAAGCUGCAGAUGAAAAACCGGACAAGAAACCACCUGCUUCAUGGCCAAACCUCGGAAUAAUUACCUUUGAUCGAGUUUCGUUUGCGUAUUAUUCUGGUGGUCCAGAUGUGUUAAAGAAGGUUCUUUUCAAUGUCAAAUCACAAGAAAAAGUUGGCAUUGUUGGUCGAACAGGUGCUGGAAAAAGUUCUCUUAUUUCUGCUUUAUUUCGCCUGUCUGAAUUAACAUCUGGUGAGAUAUAUAUAGAUGGAAUUGCAAUUACACCUUUAGGAUUGAAUGAUUUGAGAAGAGCAUUGUCAAUUAUACCACAGGAUCCAAUUCUAUUCACUGGGACUAUGCGAAGAAAUCUUGAUCCAUUCACACAAUACAGUGAUGAAGAUUUAUGGGAUUCACUUGAACAAGUCCAGCUGAGAGAAGUAGUAGAAUCUCUUCCUCUGAAACUGGAUAGUGAACUUGCAGAAUCUGGUUCUAAUUUCAGCGUUGGACAACGACAACUUGUUUGUCUCGCUCGAGCCAUUCUCAAAAAAAGCAAAAUCUUAGUUAUUGAUGAAGCGACUGCAAAUGUCGACUUGAGAACGGAUCGUCUUAUCCAAGUCACAAUAAGGGAAAAGUUUAAAUAUUGCACAGUUUUAACUAUUGCUCACAGAAUUCAUACAAUCAUAGAUUCCGACAGAGUGAUGGUGUUGGAUGCAGGAAAAGUUAUAGAAUUUGAUCAUCCUCACACUUUGCUACGAAACUAUGAAACAAUGUUUUCAAAGAUGGUUGAGACAACAGCCAAUGGUGCAGCAGUAUUGAAGAAGAUGGCAGAGGAAGCUUACAAAUCUCAAAAUCAACCAAAGCUUUCACUUCCCACUACUAUAAAAGAUAGUGAUAGGUCUUAUCUGUCAAGAUUUACACCAUCACCAGAAACCUACGAUGCAAUAGAGUUUGAAACUGGAUUGUAAUAGGAACGACUCCACAGUUCUGCUAUACAGCUCCAUCAUGAUAUUUAUUAAAUUACCAAGCAACAUUCCAUAGAAUAUUUAUUUAUGAUCAUGUCUGUGCUAGAUCAAACAUGUUCGUUAUUUUAGGUUAGGUAUAUUUAUAAUAUACCGAAUCUAUGUUUUAGUUUUAAAAUAUUAAAGCAAUUUUGCAUCAUUUGCAUUCAAAACCAUAACUUUUGUGGUAAGCAAUCAUUCUCUUUCAUUCCAGGAGGAUUUAAUUUAUAUUUCCCAAAUUCGUUAUUCAAUUUUCUGAAAUAAUUUUCAAUUCAUCACGAAUUUUCGAAAUUAUUCUCGGUUGACUACCAAGCAGCAUUUCUGCUUGAGAUUUCUCGAGAUAAAAAAAUGGCGCUGUAUUGCCUAUCAAGUACAGAAACCUAUCUUGUUCUAAAUAAAUUUCUCGUCUAAAAACAUCCACGGUAUUUGAAAUAGCUUCUUGUGAAUUGGCUAUAUAUACACAACAAAUUUUAGAUAACAAUUCAUUGCAUAGUCUAUUUUGUAUAAGUGCAAAUGUAAUAUAAUAUGCUGCAACUGUAUGUUCAAAUAGUACUUUUUUUAAAUGAUAUUUCUUCGAUGUUACUGCCAUUUGCCCUUGUUAAUCAGUGAUGUUUAUGUAUGAUUUUGGCCUCUUAUCAUUAUCAUGACUAUAUGUAUAUUGCUUCUCAUAAUUUGUAUUUUUCGUUCGAUGGGUAUUAAAAUAUCCUUUCCCACAUUAUUUAUCAUUCAAAAUCAAGAUGCAGAGGCAAAAUUAGGCCGAAAAAAUAUUUAGGAAUGAAGGAUUUUUAUUAAAAGAAUAUUUAUGUUGUUUGGUGAAGAAAAAAUUGAUCUCUGCCAUACAUUGUGAUAUACACAUACUUCUGUUCUAUUCAUUUAUGAACACACAUUUCUAUAGAGCUACAUAGCAUUAUUUCUUUUCACUGUUAUUGUAAUUUGGUGCCUGCCUCUAUUUAGCAUAAUAUGGUGUCUGACACUUAUUUCUCUGAUUUGAAAUACAACACUUAACAUAGUUACUUCA